AUGAUAUUCGAGAUUCUGGGAAUAGUUCUUGUCAUCAUCAUCAUCAUCAUCGUAGCACAGUGGUUCAAGAGAAGUUUAAAACUCCGAAACAUCGAAGGAAGAUAUGUGUUCAUCACAGGAUGUGACUCAGGAUUCGGAAAGUUACUAGCUAGCAGGUUAGAUAGCCUCGGAGUAAAUGUCUUUGCUGGAUGUUAUACAAAAAAUGCUCUUGAGGAUUACCAGAAGAAAAGAAACUCUAUAAAGGCGGUUGCUCUAGACCUCACCGACAGGAAAAGCAUUGAAAAUGCGUACCAGUUUGUGAGAUCAAACCUGCCUGAAAGUACAGGGCUAUGGGCACUAGUAAACAACGCAGGAACCCUGGGACAUUUUGGACAUGUCACAUGGCUAUCUGAGGAAGAUUUUCAGCGCCCCCUGGCAGUAAAUCUGUUUGGGAUGGUUUGGAUGGUUCAAACGUUCUUGCCUCUAAUAUUAAAAUCUGAAGGAAGAAUUGUCAACAUGACCAGUGGGGCCGGUAAGAUAGCCGGUUUGAACAUGGGGGCAUACAGCAUUUCGAAAUUCGGAGCGGAAGCUUUUUCUGAUACGCUCAGGAGAGAACUGUAUAAGACCGGUGUGUCUGUGCAUACGAUAGAACCCGGUACCUUUAGCACUGGUCUCGUAGACAUACCAGCUAUAACAACAGCUAUUUACAAAAAUUUCGAGAAGCUCGACGUUGAUAUGAAGGAAUACUACGGCGCUGGAUACGUUGAAAAAAUUACCACAACAUUCAAAAACCUUCUUGAUGGAGCAACGUCAUCAAAACUACAUAAAGUUAUCGACGUUUAUGAACACGCUAUAACAUCGCGUUAUCCACAAAUACGAUACGUGGUUGGAGUCGAUUGCAACAUCAUGAUGUUUCUCAACUCCUAUUUCCCUGAGCGUUUGCUGGACAUGAUUAUUUGUGCUUACCUACCAACACCAAAAGCCAAAAUCUAA
Pecten maximus is the source of this 972-nucleotide messenger RNA. Its product is annotated as short-chain dehydrogenase/reductase family 9C member 7-like. Lineage: Eukaryota; Metazoa; Mollusca; Bivalvia; Pectinida; Pectinidae. The transcript is spliced from 4 exons. Bases 1 to 972 code for a protein of 323 amino acids. The record is from RefSeq and is a predicted model, not a curated record. Gene Ontology annotation, molecular function: oxidoreductase activity.